Molecule: messenger RNA, 1661 nt
Organism: Balaenoptera ricei (Rice's whale)
Lineage: Eukaryota; Metazoa; Chordata; Mammalia; Artiodactyla; Balaenopteridae
Gene: MAP2K2
Product: mitogen-activated protein kinase kinase 2
Exons: 11
Coding region: 282-1484 (400 amino acids)
Biological process (GO): protein phosphorylation
Molecular function (GO): protein kinase activity; ATP binding
Source: RefSeq, a predicted model, not a curated record
UCUCGUAGCUCCCCCUCCCUUCCCUCUGCCUCCCGGGCUCCGGCUGCAGCGUCAGCCUCGGCCCGGCCUCUGUGGCUGCCGCGGCCCCAAUCCCUCGGCUUCAGCCCCUGCGUCCCUUGGCGCCUCUCGGCCCCGAUCCGCAGCGCCGCCCAUCCUCGCCCCCCCGGCGCCGGCCUAGGCCGCGGCCGCAGCCCCGCGCUCGCGUCGGCGCCGCCCGCUCCCGGCCCGCCCCCUAUGGGCCCCGGCUAGAGGCGCCGCCGCCGCCGGCCCUCGGAUCCCCGAUGCUGGCCCGGAGGAAGCCGGUGCUGCCGGCGCUCACCAUCAACCCCGCCAUCGCCGAGGGCCCGUCCCCCACCAGCGAGGGCGCCUCCGAAGCAAACUUGGUGGACCUGCAGAAGAAGCUAGAGGAGCUAGAACUUGACGAGCAGCAGAAGAAGCGGCUGGAAGCCUUCCUCACCCAGAAGGCCAAGGUCGGGGAGCUCAAGGACGAUGACUUUGAAAGGAUCUCGGAGCUGGGAGCCGGGAACGGUGGGGUGGUCACCAAGGUCCAGCACAGACCCUCGGGCCUCAUCAUGGCAAGAAAGCUGAUCCACCUGGAGAUCAAGCCAGCCAUCCGGAACCAGAUCAUCCGUGAGCUGCAGGUGCUGCAUGAGUGUAACUCCCCAUACAUCGUGGGCUUCUACGGGGCCUUCUACAGCGACGGCGAGAUCAGCAUCUGCAUGGAGCACAUGGAUGGUGGCUCCCUGGACCAGGUGUUGAAAGAAGCCAAGAGAAUCCCCGAAGAGAUCCUGGGGAAGGUCAGCAUCGCGGUUCUGCGGGGCCUGGCGUAUCUCCGGGAGAAGCACCAGAUCAUGCACCGAGAUGUGAAGCCAUCCAACAUCCUCGUCAACUCCCGAGGGGAGAUCAAGCUGUGCGACUUUGGGGUGAGCGGGCAGCUCAUCGACUCCAUGGCCAACUCCUUCGUGGGCACGCGGUCCUACAUGUCUCCGGAGCGGCUACAAGGCACCCACUACUCGGUGCAGUCAGACAUCUGGAGCAUGGGCCUGUCCCUGGUGGAGCUGUCCAUUGGAAGGUACCCCAUCCCCCCGCCGGACGCCAAGGAGCUGGAGGCCAUAUUUGGCCGGCCCAUGGUCGACGGCGCGGAAGGAGAGCCUCACAGCGUCUCGCCGCGGCCGAGACCCCCCGGACGCCCCAUCAGCGGUCAUGGGAUGGACAGCCGGCCGGCCAUGGCAAUCUUUGAGCUGCUGGACUACAUCGUGAACGAGCCUCCUCCCAAGCUGCCCAACGGCGUCUUCACCCAGGACUUCCAGGAGUUUGUAAAUAAAUGCCUAAUUAAGAACCCAGCAGAGCGAGCAGAUCUGAAGAUGCUCAUGAACCACGCCUUCAUCAAGCGGUCCGAGGUGGAAGAAGUGGAUUUUGCUGGCUGGUUGUGUAAAACGCUGCGGCUGAACCAGCCCAGCACGCCCACGCGCACCGCCGUCUGACGGUCCCACCACCGACAGACCCGCUCCCCCCCCCGCCCCUCCCGCUGCACCCUCCGCGGGGAUGCGCGCGUGGCCCUCGGGCCCGGGGAGGCCGACGCUGCUGUGCUGUCUUCUCAGAACCUGCUUCCUUAGGUUUAAAGAAAAAAACCGAAACAAAACAGGGAAAGAAAACGCAAA